AUGGCGUCUGCAUCCACAUCACACAGCACUGGCGAACCAGGGCCUUCUCUUCCCGAAGCAUCGUCCCACCAGCUGUCCAAGCGGCUACAAUACGACGCAUUGCUCGACGCAGAAGCAGGGACCUCCUCGGGAUCAACAUCGCUCGGCUCCCCCGCAGCGCAUCCCUCCUACCCGGCAGUAGCCCCCUUGUGUCGACAGUACCCGACCCAGGCGUCCGCCAUCUUCCAGACCUAUCUCGACCUCAAGAACGGCGCUGCUGCAUGGGAUGUUGUCGAGCCCCUUGCGCUCUCUUCUCAUCCACAAAGCGCGGUAGGACAGAAGACGGUGAAGGGAAGUGAUCUGAGUGGGAUCAGCGAUGCAGAAGCAGAGGCGCUGAUCGAGCAGCGGCUGCAGGCGUUGCAUGCGGGGACGGGCCGGCUUGGGGUCGUGGGUGCGGGGUCAGGGCAGGAUGACGCAGAGGAGCUGUUGGAGAACGGCCUGGCGGCGAUCCAGGGUCGGCGUAAGGAUGCUAAGUCGUACGAAAUCGUCAUCCCGCUCACCAUCACUCAACACCUUCGACCUGCGCAACUCAACGCCAUCUUCAGCCUCAUCGAAGCGCACGCUGCCAGCUGUGCCCCGGGCCUCGACAUCGACACGGCGCACGUCCUCUUGGCCAUCAUCGCGCCGGACUCAACGCUUGUCUACUACGUCGUCUCCCAGGGCAUGGUCAAGCCGGUCAACUGA
Sporisorium graminicola is the source of this 723-nucleotide messenger RNA. RefSeq lists its product as uncharacterized. Gene Ontology annotation, molecular function: nucleic acid binding. Gene Ontology annotation, biological process: tRNA-type intron splice site recognition and cleavage; tRNA splicing, via endonucleolytic cleavage and ligation. The record is from RefSeq and is a predicted model, not a curated record. The transcript is spliced from 4 exons. NCBI's taxonomy places the organism in Eukaryota, Fungi, Basidiomycota, Ustilaginomycetes, Ustilaginales, Ustilaginaceae. The coding region runs from base 1 to 723 and encodes 240 amino acids. Gene Ontology annotation, cellular component: tRNA-intron endonuclease complex.